Cylindrotheca closterium is the source of this 585-nucleotide messenger RNA. The record is from the annotation of a GenBank genome assembly. Lineage: Eukaryota; Bacillariophyta; Bacillariophyceae; Bacillariales; Bacillariaceae.
AUGCUUCGACUACUUUCACUUCUCUCUCUCUCUGCCGUCGCCAUGGCUUCCUUCGAUCCUACCAACAUCAAGAUUGAAAUGUUCGACAUUGAUGCAUACGCGUGUGAUUUGAACCACGAGCCAAUUGCGGAUGCCACCUUUGCACCGGGAGACUUUGCACGCAUCUGUGUUCACACUAUCGAUAUCGAUUCAGAUAUCAUUGUCCAAGGCAUGAGAUACUUUGUCUUUGUGGCAGAAGAAGCUUCUGAUUUGCAAGAUGCUGCCAUUCAAUUCAGCGACAAUCACGGCAAGAUUCCUUCCAUGGCUUGCACUGCUGAAGACAACAUGUGUGUGAUUGAAACAGUCUUGGACGAAUCUCUCUUUGACACGGAAGACCCAUCUGAGAUCUUUGGAUACGGGGCUCUUGUUUUGGGUCGCAGUGGCCCAUCGCAAGAAUAUGAUCAAUUUGAAGAUGUUCCCAUUCAAAUCACACUUUCGACCGAUAGUGCUACUGUUACUGGCGAUAUUGGAGAUCAUGAACCCAACUUGGAAGGUGAAGAACCCGCCGUUCAAAAGUUUCUGAGAGGAACCUCUCAAAAUGCUUAA